Molecule: messenger RNA, 10649 nt
Organism: Saccostrea cuccullata (small rock oyster)
Lineage: Eukaryota; Metazoa; Mollusca; Bivalvia; Ostreida; Ostreidae
Exons: 33
Coding region: 2963-8572 (1869 amino acids)
Molecular function (GO): protein binding
Source: RefSeq, a predicted model, not a curated record
AAUGAGUUUGUGAGUGCUGUAGCCUGGAGACCUGGAUCUAAUGUGAUAGUAGCGGCAAAUAGUCAAGGAACAGUCAAGGUGCUGGAGUUGAUAUAGAUGAGAUGUGUCAAGAUGUGUGGUUUGUUUUUCUCAGAUGAAUGCUUCGGACUGUCAAAAUGGCAUCAACUUUGUGAUAAACAGCAAUACUGGCAAUGCAAACAUUCAUUUUCAUAAAUAUGAUGUUAUCCAAAUUGUUUGAGCACAAUAUCAUAAGCAAUCGUAAUGUGUAGUACUAAAUAUUGGGAUAUAGAAUGUAAUGUUCUUAUUUUUUUCUGAGAGUAGAAGGAACUUUUUCUAUUUUUUCACACCUCGGCAAUCUUAUUUCUUUAAAUGAUGUGGAUUUUGUGCCCCCAGACACCCACAGUUGUUAGUGUUCAGAUAGCAGGGUGUGUGGUCCCUCAGUUAGCCAUACUCAAUGACAAAUGAAAUUAACUUUAUAUGACCAAGCUUGAGCAGAUGUAAACAAAUAGUGCUGAAACCCCCUAAACUCACAUUCAAUUCAUUAUUCUGUAUUUGUUUUUCUAGGUUUGUAGACAUAAGAUUUGUUAAUUACUUGUUAAAACAGAUUUUAUGUGCAUAAAAUUAAAGUCAAAGUAAGAAAAGCUCAUGAGGAGUACACCAACAAAACCAUUUGAGCACUGAAGUGAAAUGUUUUUCUUUUUUAUUUGUUAUCUUUUUCCUUAUACUGAGAUGAUAAGUAUUAAAAUAUUGUUUAUUAUAUCAUAAUUGUUCAAUAUCUAACGGAUCAUACAGUUGCUCAUUAUAUCGUCCAACCAUCUGUACAAUUUAGACUGAUAGAACAUUUUUCAUUUGUCCGAUUUUCAGGAGUUGGAAUGUCUACCUCUUUUUUGUUUUUGUUUGAUUUUUCCUUGAAUAUUCUUGAAUCAAUUUUUAGCAAUGUUACUAACCUUUGUACAUUAUUUGUUAAUAUCCUUAAUAUAUAUACUAUUUACAGAUGUUUCUCAAGAAAUUUUUAUUUGUGCUGUCUAACAGCAAGCAAGAUUACAGCAAUGAUGAAGCUUAAUGUAGUGGUAGAUGUGAUUGAUUGGGUUAAUAAUUCAGUGGCAGUCAAUAUUAAUGCUGAUUGAUUUAUUUAUUACCAGAUAUUGAUUAAUGUCUGUUGUCCCGUGGUUGUAACCUUAUUACCUCUGUUUUCUCCGUGAUAGCCCAGAUCAAGCUUUGUGUGAGGGUUUUUAUAUGUAAGAGUUUGCUUCCUUCAUUUAUAGACCAGCUGUCCCCUAGACAUCUAUUUAAUAUUUUAAAAGUCAAGUUAUAGUUCAGGAUGAGGAAAGCAGAAUAUUGUGUGUUAUCAUUUUAACAUAAAAGUCAAUAUUUUAAGAGAAUAGUAUGAACAAAGUCCACCAGUUUCUUUGCAUCAAUUUUAUUAAAUAAGUAUUCCUUGAAUUCUUGUUUUCUUGAGGGGGGUGGAGACUUCAGAAAUACUUUUCUGGUUCUGAAGCUUUAUAUUGUAAUUUUAAAAAGCUGUAUGUUUAUUACGUUUAAUUGUUAAUCUGCAGGUAUAUGGUAUGUUUUACAUGUAUUCAGUAUGUAUGGUUGUGUCUUUAUAUAUAGUCAGAACUGUAUUGCACAAAGUCUUUUCUUAAGAAGGUAGUCAAUUUAUACAUAUUUAGUAGAUCAAGUAUUUUUCCUUUGUGCCAGUUCACUUUAAGAUUAGAAACUUGAGAUUUUUAAAAUUUCUCUCUUUUUUCCAUCAAUAAUGUGUCAUCUGUACUGUAGAUCACUACAUGUAUUUGACACAUUAUUUUCGCAAGACAGCAAGCUGGUAUUUAUAAGGGAGACAAAAUUUUCACGAGCUGUUGUGAUUAUUGUAUAUAAUACUUAGCAAUACAAUUAUAUGCGAGAAUAAAACUUUCACAAGCAGUCUUGUGUAAUUAUGCGAAAAUAAAGUUCUCACAAAUAAAAAGUAAUUUACAGUACUUAAGGAAAUGUUAAAUUUUGAAAAAGUGGCUAACUUUUGAUAUAUUGAUGAUGGUUAUGCUUUACUGUAGAAUAGAGUUACAUUGUAGGCUUAUAUUUCAUGGCUUUUAAACUAUUUUGAGAAUUUUCCUGUCUCAGAAACCUAUUUGCCAUUGCACUGCAACUGAAAACUGCUGUCCAGGGCACAUUAGUUGCUAAAAUUGAAAACCUUUUGAAAAGAUGGGGGGAGGUGUGGGGGAAUAGUUUCACAUUAUAAUUUGGAAAUUUAUCCUGUACUAGUGUGCUAAUUGACUUUUUUCAGCAUAAAUGUAAUUUAUUCUUCACAGGUUUUGCUAUAGUGGUUUAAUAGUGUAAGCAAGCAAUUUUCAGGAUUUUUAUCUAUUUCUUUAUUAAGUUGAGGUGGUUUUUGAGGGGAGAGGAAGGGGGCAGUCUUCAGAAUUUCUGAGUAUUGAAUAGGGUUAAUGUUGCAAAUAAACACUUGUUUUAUAUUUAGCUUUCAAUUUAUUUGUUCCCUUAGUUACACCUAGUGAGAUAGCAAUGUUGUGACUGAUUACAGCUGUGUUCAGAAUUACGGAAUAACUACCUUCAUUUCCUGAGGACCAUUCUGAACUAGCAGCUAGCUUGUCAACAUGCUGACCCUUUAAGUUCCAUUAUUAUUCCAGUCAACUGGACAAGAAAUCAACAAGCUGACCUUUUAACCUGUAUAAAGUGCUAAAAAUACCGGGACAGUUAAAACCCUGUGAAGCGAGUCUAUUGAUCAGCUGUUUGUACCGCUGACUACAGUGGAUAUUUCUCGCAAUAUGUGAGUGGAUAUAGCUAAUAUUAACAUUGUCACUUAGAGGUGCACACUUUCUAACACUGUGUGAAGGAAUUACAUGGGCAGUGUGCAGAGCUAGAUCUUCUCCCUGGAGCGGGGUGAUAUACCGUGGAGUCCGGAUUUUACUGCCGAGGCAAGAGCAUCAUGUGACCCUCGGAGUCUGACACUAUGGCAGGAUGGCACAGUCUCUCGGGGUAUCUCUACUUCAGAACGGGCGGAGGAAUCAGCCUUCUGAAGACGAGGAAGCGGAUGUGGUGUGUUCUGGAGGAACGACAGAGUCAGCUGGUGUACUACAAGAAUGAGGAGGAUGUACGUACUGGGAAGUCCCCCCAGGGGAGCCUCAGUCUUAUAGGGGCCGCCAUCUCACUGGACCUGGAUAACAACAAUCAGUUCAUUAUACUAUCUAACAACAAGGAACACAUGUUUACAGCAGAAAACCAUGAGUCUAUGAUGAUAUGGCUGCUGGGUUUACAGGCCAGAAGAGAUCUAACAGGAGGCAAUGGAGCAGAUGGUUUAGAGGAAUGUUUCCCCAAAGUAAGACACAAUGUUUGUGAUGGAUCAGAUGGGAGUGGAACCUCAGCAUUAAACAAGACAGCAGCCUCAUUGUCUAGACGGAAGCAACACUGGCACAGCACGGCUCGCGCUACGGAGUCCCUAGACUCAGGGGCCACUCACUACAGAUCUAAAGGAGAACCAGAUAGUCUGGAAAGAUCUCGGUCCCUUCCUCCUGUGUUUGAAGCUGUGGAGUGUCCGUCGCUGGCAACCAAUCACACAACUCGAUCCCACAUGAGUAAGAGUUUUGAGGGGCGCCUUUCUAAGGACUCAGGACUGGGUAUGUCCUGUCAGAGCUGGAAGUUCUCGACGCUGAGUCUGGACAACCAACACAAGGCCCUGAGGGAGCUGUGUCGCGAGGAGUCGAUCAGCAGUGACGACGAGGUUUUCAAAGAAUUGACGGAGGUCAAUGGCUUCCCCGAAUCUGUCAACAACAGUAACAUUAUAAACUCACGAGUGGAGGAAGAGGGCUUGAAAUCAGAAACAAGGGAGCAGAGAGAGUACGUCAAUGGAGAGCAAAGAGAGUACGUCAACGGAGAGCAAAACGAGUCGAAGGAGGUCGGAAGCUGCAGUUCUCUGUCUUAUGUAUCGAGUGAUUCGGCCAUCGAUCGCGGAGAGGCAUCAUCCUCGGAACUCGCCAGUCGCCUCAUCGACCUAGAAAAAGAACUCAUAUCCACGAAAUGUGAGCUGGCCCAGGUGAUGAACAGACAGGCUGGCUUACAGGAACUUCUGGCUCAAAGGGACGAGGCCAUCCGAUUCCUAGAGGGCAGGCUGGAUACCUCCAACACACUGGACAAAAGUCUGACAGGAAAAACUAGCAAACAACCACCAGUGAAAAGUGAGAAGGAACUACAAGAGAGACUUAGAAUUCUACAAAAUCAGAACAGGUUCCUAAAUGAAGAGGUGAAAAAGUUAGCCAAGCUCAGACAGACAGACAGGUCAACCUUCUACCAACAAGAGGAUAAAGUGCGGGCUCUGGAGGCUGAGAUAGAGAAAUGGCACCUAGAUUAUGUGUCCCUGAUUCAGUCCAGUAUCAGGUUCUCCGGCUGUGAUACAAUGGAUGAUGCAGAGUUAGUCUUGUUUGGGGGAGACAGGCAUAAAAGAAAAAUUCAGAAGUUGUUAGAAGAAGCCAGAAGUGUGAACCCAAGUCUUCCUACUUAUGAAAGUCUUGCCAGUGGUGAGGUACAUGUGGAUAGCUAUGGAUUCAAGCACGUGUUUGAGGACACCUCUAACGGACUACUACUCCACUAUCUGUGUCAGGAGCUGACCUUACACUAUCUAAUGCAGGCCGGCUCAUACGAGGAGCACCAGAAAAAAUGGACUCACUUCAUGAGACUGCAUGGGAAAUCUAUGGCUAGUCAUUUGAAGGACAUGAAGAGUCUGUGCCGCGGUGGUAUCCCUGACCGAUUUAGAACUCAGGUGUGGAGACAGCUGGUUUAUUGGCAGGUACGCGAGGUGAUGAGUGCCAAGGGACAGCACUACUACAGGAACCUGUGUAACAUGCUGCCAGACUCUCCGUUGGCUGCUCGGUACAGGAAGCAGAUUUCUCUGGACUUAAUGAGGACCAUGCCCAGUAACAUGAAGUUUUCUUCUCAAGGCUGUAAAGGGGUUAUGGACCUACAAGAUGUACUAUUAGCUUACUGUGUUCACAACCCAACCAUUGGCUACUGCCAGGGCAUGAACUUCAUUGUGGGACUAGCUCUCAUUUUUAUGGAGGCCCAAGAUGCAUUUUGGACCGUGGUAGCGGUGACAGAGAAAUACUUUCCCUGUCAUUAUUUUGACCAGAAUCUGAUCGGAGCUCAGUCAGACCAACAAGUUCUCAAGGACCUCCUGGCUGAGAAGUUACCGAAAUUAAGUCGUCAUCUCGAGUCUAUCGAUAUAGAAAUCUCCACGGUCACACUCAACUGGUUCCUAGCCAUUUUCUUUGAUGCCGUUCCUUUUCAGACCCUCCUUCGAAUCUGGGACUGUUUUUUACUUGAGGGCCCCAAGGUUUUGUUUCGCUUUGCUCUGGCAAUCCUUAAACUGCACGAGAAGGAGAUCCUGCAGAAGACAGACACCAUCAGCAUCAUGAGGCACCUUAAAGCCGCAGCCAAGCUUACCUUUGAUGCAGAUGGCCUCAUCAAGGUUGCUUUUGAUGGUCUGAAACCUUUUCCAAGAAGGAAGGACAUCUCCACAAAACAAGCAUGCUACCUGAACACUCUCAAAGAACAGAACAAGAGAAAGGAGUUACAGAGACUGGCAUAUGCUGAGAGAGAGCACAUGUACAUGAGUAUGGAGUCUGAGAGUGGGAACUAUCAAAAUCUUGGUGCUGCUGUUGUCGUAGAAGAUGGAAAAGUAUGGCUGACUUACGGGGAGCAGAACUCUGCCAGGAUAUGUAAGGUCACGUGUGAGGAAGGAGUCAUGUACGACCUUGGAAUGAAUUUUGAUUCGCGUGUGAUGUGUAUGGAGAAUGCCUCAGACAGUGUUGUAUUGAUGGGAACUCUGUCUUGGAUGUUGUAUGCCUAUGACUCAAAGACAAGAGAGAGAUUGUGGGAGUUACUUCUACAUGAUGCUGUUCUCUCCUUGUGCUGUUUUGAAGAUGAUGACUCCAUGCUUGUGAGAACGUUCGCUGGCCUGGCUGACGGCACACUGGCAGUCACUGAGCAACAAGACAUAAGGAAGGUGUUCCCUAGCAAUGAUGUGCUGUACAUACCAAUUGGUCAGGCCCCUAUCUCCUGUCUUCUGCUGCUGGAUGAUUUCUUGUGGUGUGCCAGUGGUAACAGUGUCAAUGUCAUUCAGGCCAGGACCCUGGAUCCCAUAGACAACUUCCAUGUGUCUGUGAACCCAUAUGACCACAUCCUGUCUAUGGUGCCGGGGGACUACGGAAUCUGGGUCACACUGAGAGGGUCCUCAAUCCUGGAACUGUGGGAUCCCAAAAACCUCAACUGCAAGUUACUGUACGAUACCAGGACAGACAGAUACCCACAGCUUAGAAAGGAGGAUGACACAUAUUUCAACCGAGCAAGAAUUACGGCCAUUAUGGACCUUGGGACGACUGUCUGGGUAGGAACUGGGGAGGGCAAUCUCAUCAUCUACGAAAUUCUGGAGCAUCUGAAUCUGAAAACUCCAACUGAUGCCUCUCCUACAACAGAAACAAGUCAGAAAAUGAUUUCUUCUGGAACUGCUACCCCAAUCUCCAAAGCAAAGUCUGUCAUUAAGAGUAAGAGCUCGCCUGUUCUCUGCAGCAAGCAAAUCAGGAAGAGGUCCCCUAAACCAAAACUGCUUAAAGAGGAACAUCAGCCUGUGUUGCCAGUAAAAUCAGACUUACUGAGUAAGAUUCUGAACAGUUCUGAAGCAGAAUCCACUGGAAGCCUGACCCCUAAAAACUCUUCUCCUAGACAUCCACCACUGUGUGGCAAAAAACUCACAGACCAAAAAGUACUUAUGAAUGGAUGGAAAGAAACGGAGGUGAAUUGUGUGGACUUCCAAAUGAAAGACACGUUGACUGGGAGGACAGAAUCAGAGAGUGAUGGGAGCAGUAGUACUUAUCACUCAGACAGGGAAGAAGAGUUGGGGGAACCUCUACAUGAUGUUCAUCAGAGUAAGGUUCCCUGUACGAUGGACGUCAGGGAGAGGAGAGAGAGUGUGGACUUCUCACCAAAACAGACUAAGGCCGUCAGACCAACCAACCUCCUACCUACCAAACAGUGGUCCUCAAGGCAUAAAGACAUUGCUAGUCAGGAGAAUCUGGACUGUCUGUUUAAACAACUAAUUGAUGUGAAAAGAAGGAGCUCUCUGGACAUUGCUAUGAAGAAUCAUGUGAAGAAGACAAAAUCUUGUGAAUGCUUAACUUUUGACAAUUCCUAUUGUAAUGGAUUGGACACCAAGUCAGUAGACUCUGAUCAGAAGGAGGACUGUGGUUUUCUCAUUGAUUGUUCAGUCAGUAAGACAGGUCAGAGUCCAAUCACAGGCGAGGAUUACCAGAAAGAGGCUCUACAGGAGACCAUAUCAUGUGACACCAAGGUCAUGUCUCGCCAUCAUAAGGUCAACUCCUGGCUGAGUUCUUUACAUGAUUCACAGUGUGAUUCUGACAAUGAAGAGAUGAAGGAGGGUGAGUUUCAUUCUAAUAUAGAGGAGAAUCUUUGCAGUGGAUCAAAGAGCACUACUGAAGGCAGUCCUGAUCAGUUAAAAACUUCUGAAGAGGCUUUAUGUAAUGGUGUAGACAGUGUGUUAGAGACACAAAAGAGUGAAAAUACUAGCAAUACAAGUACCAGCAUAAGCCAUUCAGAUGUCGACAAAGAGAGGCGAAGUAGUUGUGUGUCUGAAAUAAUGUCCAAAGUGUUGAGGCCCAGGAAAUCUGAGGAUAGAACUCUUGACACAAGUAGUGAGAGUGACCGACCAACACAGAUGUCUAAAUCUAAUGCAGAGGAGGCCAAGUAUUACUUAGAAUUCAGUGAGAUGCAGGUGUUGACUGAUGUGGAAGGAGAACUGAGUCGACGGUCGAGUCAGGUCCGCAGGAGAAGCAGUGAACUAUCUAGUGACAUGGAGACCAGAUUGAUUACCCAGAUGUCCAAGCUCGAGAACUGGUCCCUCAAUAACAGUAAGUCUAGUGUCUCCUCCAGCCCCCGGAUCCUGGAGUUGAUGCAGACUCCCAGCUUGGCUAGCAGGCACCAGUCCGUGGGUCGAGUCUCCAGAGAGCUUGUCCCCGGGGACCUCAGUACCAGCAGUCCCCGCAGCUCCAUGGAUCAGAGGGUGGCAGACUUCCUGAGGACCCCCAGCAUCAGCAGUAGACCCAGCUCUGUGUGGUCCAGUUAUGAGAACAUCUCCACCCCCUCAGUGAAGGAGCAGGACUUCAUUGGUCAACAGUUUGCCAACAUAAGCAGCUAUCUGACACACACUGACAGCUCUAAUUCACUCAGCAGCCUGGCUGAGGCUCUCUGUGUGGUGGAACUCUCCAUGGAGGUCAAGGUCAAAAUAGCCGACAAACCGGUCAGAGGAUUUCUGAAAACAAGAAACUGUGGUGAGCCAUCGAUACUGAGUUUUACUGGUUGUUAUGGAGACGAUGAAUCUGUCUUGAAGUGGAGAAGAGAACCAAAUGAGAAAUUCUGGACCAAUGAACCAGUGUUAGAGAUCUGUCCUAAGACCAAGUUGACGCGGUUGCCAAGCUACAUGAGGGGACGGCUAUCCAGCGUCUCUUCUCAGGCCAGCACCAAGAGUUUUCACAGCGUGUCCUCACAACUCAAGUGAGACAGACCAAUAGUUUCGAGAUCUUGCUUCUACAAGAUGCAUUGCCUCAACACCCCAGUAACUGCCCAGUCAUCACUAUUUUGCCAUUACCUUGGAUUUUCAACACAUAAUUUUCGAUUUGCAUUUCGUUCAUUAAAUCACUGUUAAGAGAGGAAUUAAUCUUGUGCUAAAAUCAAUAUCGUCCUUGUCAAUGUUGAUAUAGAAAUCUGAUUUUUUUAGCUAUAUCAAUGAAGUUGAGGAAGCUUAUAUAAUACCUUCAGUGUUGUUGUUGAGGUCCCAGGUUAAAGUUUAUAAAGCAGAUUUAUUUUUCCAAGUACCGCAAUGCCCUAUAUUGAUUAGAUGAUACUUGCGGUUGGUUUCAUGGUUUGACAUGUUAAUAUUAUUACAGUCAAGAAAUCCUCAAUGAAUUCUUCAUUCAACAUCUUUGACCAGAGAAGCUUAUACACACAUCUCUUCAGAAGAUCACCUAUGGCAAUAUAUUACCAGAAUGCUGAACUCAGAUAUAUAUCACAUACAUGAGCAAUUACAAUUCUUACAUAUUUUUAUUCAUGUUCAAAUUUCCGUAACAAUAUUGAUAUUCUAGAUGCAUUCAAUGAAGUCAAUUUUGAAUCUUCUUUUAAGAGUGAUUUUUAAGAACUGUAAAUUCAGAAGACUAUAUAUUUGUUGUCUUACUAGUAUAACAGGUGCCAUAUGUAUACGAUUAUAAAGGACAGAUGAUACAAAUUUCUAUCUAUGAGCCUGAAAAUAACAACCUAUUAAAGAUAUAUUUAUACGCGAAAAAUGAAUAAGUUUAACUGCACACAUUUUAAUUUUUUGUUCUUAGUUUCACAGUAAUGGGAUGAAAAGUGACAAAAUUGUAUAGGUUGAUAAGAAUGGUUGCAGAAACUUUGAAUUUUGAACAUCUGAGAAAAUUUACUAUUUCUAAACAUUUAUGAAAUUAAUUAGUCACAUCAUUUAUAACCAAACAGGUCAAUAAUAUAUCCCAAUCCAGGUAUCCAUAUUUUUGUUUGUAUCAUCUGUCCUUAUGUAGCUAUGAGUUUGAAAACUUUUUUUUUCUUUUGUGGUUGCUUCUGAAUUUACAGUGAUUGAAGGUGCAAGGCUUUGACAAUAGAAUUAUACUUAUUGGAUAUCAUAAUGGUAUUGCAAUAUACAUGAAAUAGGUGUUUAAUGUAUAUUGCAUGCUAAACUAACAUGUCCAAUAUGGUGUUUACUAGAUGAGGGACUUGUAUAUUAACAGGUCACUGGCUAUGUUUUUUAAGCCAGUAAUCAUUUAUAUCUUACUUGUUGACCAAUUACAGCUAACGAGUUACAUUUGUAAACUUGAAAUUUACAUCUUUGCUUCCCCAUACAAAUAGUGCAAUAGACAAUAUAUUUUAGUGCAAUUUUCGUAAAGGAGCAUAUUUACAGAGACAUGUUUAUUAUAUAUGAAAGAGUGAAAUGGACUUCAAAAACUUAAUUUCAUGUUUCUGUUUCAAAGUGCUUGUUGUUACAUCAGAAACGGUUUUUGGUUUGUUUUUGUUUUUUUGGUUUUUUUUUAUCAGUAAGUCUUAUGAUGCAAAGAGCUGUGUUUGCUCUUUAUGUAUUAUUGAACAUGUAACUUAUUAUUUUUUAUUCUUGAUAUAAUGAAUGGGUAAUGCAGCUUUUGGGAACCACUUUUAACAGAACCCUAAAUUGCUGCAAGUACUCAUAACUAAAUGUUCAUUAUGUAAAUAAAUUGAGAUUGUUAAUUUUGUUUUUGAACACUGUGCUAGUUUUUGCCUUUGGUGUUCAUUGUUAGAUUCUUCAUUUGAUCUCUUGUACAAUGAGUAGUGGCAUUAUAUUAUUGUAAAUAUUGUAGUCAUGGUGAUGGUCUUGACCCAGUUGUGAAGUGUGUGUAAUGCUGUUCUUUUUCCUUCACAUCUGCUCAGUGACUCAAAAAAUGGAUAAAUAGAUUAAAUACAUGUUAAAGGUGUUUUAACAAUUCAGUAUAAUGCAGUGUCCUUAAAUUUGUGAUAAAUGAUCAAAUGAGCUUUCCACACAAUUGUUACGAAACAUUCAGUUUGUUGAUUGUUAUAUAUUAAAGAUGUUGAUACCUUUG